GGAAGCUAUAAGUGAGGGGCUGCUUCUGGGAGAACUUUUUUUUCUUUUUUCAGACGGUGUGACUCCUCAUGUUGGCCUUUCACCUUCAAAGUUGGUCACCUGUGUGGAUUCUUAAUGAGCUGACAUGUCAGGUCAGGCACAUGCAGACUAGUUACUCCCACGCGUCUCUUCAGAUUGUACGGCGGCCUGCAUGGGCCUUCUCUCCAACUGCAUCACAUUCCUUGAAAUGCGCUCGUGACGCAGCAACUUCCCGUCUGAGUCCGCCUCCCCGCAGUUCUCACUCUUCGUCGAAACAACUGCCCUGACACCGCUCAACUUUAAGGAACAAGACGAUUAUUUGAACUAUUUUAAAAUAACGAUUAAAAAGAAUAAAGACCUUCUCUGACAGAGUCAGCGCUCGUCCAGGUGGCAUCAAAUGGACUGAGGAAACUUCUUGACAUGGAGGGCUGUGGGCUCCAAAGAACAUGGAACAAAAAAGCCUGUGUGGGAAUCUUGCUGCUUCUCAUGUGCACAAUUGGUAAUGGUGUCCCAGAACCAAAUCAGCAGGAGUGUCCAACAGGGGACUACCUAUCAGAGAAUAACAUAUGUUGCAAUAAAUGCCCCUCAGGCUUUAAGCUGUUGCAUGAAUGCUAUGUUGAGGGCCACAGGAGUAACUGCACGCCUUGUCCUGUUGGACAAUACAUGGACCAGAUAAACGUUUACCACAACUGCUUCCGAUGCAAAUCCUGCAAAGAAAGGAAACAUGAAGUUGAGGUGUCACCCUGUAGAAGAGACAAGAAUGCCGAAUGUGCCUGUGAGGAUGGUUACUACAAAUCUAAAAUAGACUCGGAAGCAUUCGAGUGUCUCAAAUGUUCACAGUGUAGUCCGGAUGAGAAAGAAAAGCAGACGUGUACACGAGACAAGAACACUGUGUGUGCGUGUAAAGAUGGCCACUACAGAGUAAAAGGGAUCUGCAAACUAUGUGAAAGUUGCUCAAAGGAGUGUCAACAUCUCUGUAUGCCCCCUUCAACAAAACCUCCUGAGCCUUCGGACAUUCCGGUUGUUGCUAUUAUUGCUGCCAUUACAACUGUGGGUCUCGUCAUGGUGGCUUUGGGGGUUUUCAUCACCUUCAUAUUCACGAAAAGAUUUGUAAAGAAGAAAAUGCCGAGUCAUGGCAUUCAACCGAGAGACAGUUCCAUCAGCGAACAUUUGUUUGUGGAUGUGGACUCUACAGAGAGCCAAGUAGAAAGUGUUCCUCAAAGCCCUGUGGAGGAGCAAGGCCUGCAAAACCUGCCUGACUGUGUCCCGCUAGAAAUAAGGAUCCCGGACCUGAUCUACACGGUGCUGAACUUUGUUCCUGUCCCGCGAGUGAAGGAACUGGUGCGUUCUCUUGGCGUGAGGGAAACGGUGAUCGAACAAGCGGAAAUGGAUCACCGACAAUGCCGGGAAGCUCACUACCAGAUGCUGCGGGUGUGGGCCGAGCAAGGCUCCCACGCAGCUGGAGGGGGUCGAGGUGGCAUGCUGCACCUUUCGCUGAUGGAGGAGCUCCUGGACAAACUGAGACAGAUGCACCUGGGCGGAACGGCCGAGGAGCUGGAGACAAAGUACAGCAUUCACUGAUCCUAGAGUGCCUGCAGAGCUACUUAGAAAGCUUUGAAACCAAGUAUCGUUUUCCUCUUCACGGAUGGCUUGAUAGAGUGCUAGGGUGCUGCAAGCAAGACUGUGCAACAGCAUACGAGCGGCUGAGGAUUUUCUCACCCAGCCAAGCUUUCACUAUGAACUUUUCAAUGAGAAGGACUCAGAAAAAAAUUCACAUAUGUGGUCAGUAUCGUUCUUCUAAUCUCUAGCUUCUUUUUAUAUAUAAAACAUUAAUACUGAGAUGAAACACUCCUGAUUUUUAAGCUACAGCUCACUGCGCUUACAGCAGAAAACACACAGAAACUGCUCCUUUAAAAAGAAAUCCACCAGCAUUUUUUAACCAGCCAGACAUUAAAAAAAAAUGUAAAAGUACGAACUAGUUUUAGUUUCAUGGGAAACUCUAAAAGUGUAUUUUACUAGAUAUAUUAUUGCUGUUUAUCCAAAAAAAGUGUACAUUAGAACAGUGGUCCCCAACCUCCGGGCUGCAGAGUUUAAAAAAAAAAAAAAAAGAAUUUUAUUAAGAAUCUGAUUCUGUUUUAUUUUGGAAAACUACUGGAUUCUCCCCACUACACACAACUUAUUCUUGAUGCAUUUUAAAUCACUCGAUCAUGUUUUGAGAAUACAUCGAUUACUUUUUUAUAAAGUCUCCAAGCUAGCAAAGUUAGCAAUAUUUGGAAAAUUUCUUUUUCACAGAAAAGACUGAAGAAGAGGCUUUAACUUCAAAGAAAAAAUAAAUAAAUCGGCAUUUAACAGACAAAAACCAGGAAUCUUUCCUCCAAAUAUGGAUUUAUUGUUCCCACAGACAGUAAUGAUAAUACUUUAUAUUCAGCAACCGGCUGUCAAUGUUUUAAGGAGGCUGCUAAUAAAGUUACUCACACAAUA
Oryzias melastigma (Indian medaka) is the source of this 2499-nucleotide messenger RNA. It is a transcript of the gene tnfrsf1a, whose product is annotated as tumor necrosis factor receptor superfamily, member 1a. Lineage: Eukaryota; Metazoa; Chordata; Actinopteri; Beloniformes; Adrianichthyidae. Bases 439 to 1599 code for a protein of 386 amino acids. Gene Ontology annotation, molecular function: tumor necrosis factor binding; tumor necrosis factor receptor activity. The record is from RefSeq and is a predicted model, not a curated record. Gene Ontology annotation, cellular component: signaling receptor complex; membrane raft; mitochondrion. Gene Ontology annotation, biological process: innate immune response; signal transduction; inflammatory response. The transcript has 10 exons.